AUGGCAGCAACUUUGAUUCCGAGGAAGUUGCCUUCAACAGAGGGCAAGGAGACCGAGCGGGGAUGGUUAAAACGGCAGGUCACCAAUUGCCUGCAAUCCAUCUCCCGUCGUGCCUGUCUUCAUCCGAUUCACACUAUCGUGGUGGUUGCGCUUCUCGCCAGCACUACCUACGUCGGUCUGAUCGAGGGCAGUAUCUUCGACACGAUCAGGAACCCUCGAAAUGUCGUGGGUCAAGUGGAUGUCGAGACCCUCCUUCAAGGUAGCAGGAAUCUUCGGCUGGGCGAGAGUACCUCCUGGAAGUGGCAGGUCGACGACGCGUUGACGCUCGAAGAGGAACAGUCCCAAGUUGCCCAGCAUCUCGCAUUGGCCACCUUCAUCUUCCCCGACUCCCUGUCGCGAUCGGUUUCCACGGCCCCCGUUGCCGAAGAAGUACCCAUUCCUUCCAAUGCUUCCGCACAGGUGGUCCCUCAGACUCCAAACCUGUUCUCGCCCUUCACGCACGACUCGUCGCUCGCGUUUGCCCUUCCCUUUGAUCAGGUGCCUCAAUUCCUGAAAGCGGUGCAGGAAAUUCCCGACCCUUCGGCCGACGAAGAUGUUGGAGAGCAGAAAAAAUGGAUCAUGCGCGCGGCCCGAGGCCCAGCCUCUGGCUCAGGUACAUCGGUCAAGCUUUGGCUGACCGAUGCAUGGAGCUCUUUUGUGGACUUGAUCAAGCACGCCGAAACGAUCGAUAUUGUGAUCAUGGCGCUAGGAUACCUCUCCAUGCACCUCAGCUUCGUCUCUCUUUUCUUCUCCAUGCGUCGUCUCGGUUCACAAUUCUGGCUGGCGUUCACCGUCCUUUUGUCUGGCGUAUUUGCCUUCCUGUUCGGCCUCCUCGUGACGACCAAACUCGGUGUCCCGAUCAAUGUGCUCCUGCUCUCUGAAGGUCUUCCAUUCCUCGUUGUCACCAUUGGAUUCGAGAAACCGAUCAUUCUCACCAGGGCUGUCCUUAGCGCUUCGAUGGACAAGAAGCUACAGGGUGCGCAAGCUGGUACCGCCAACUCCAACCAGCUGAGCCCAGCCGCCCCACGAUCCAUUCAAGACUCGAUCCAGACCGCGAUCAAAGAGCAGGGGUUUGACAUUGUCCGUGACUACUGUAUCGAGAUUGCCAUCCUGGUUGCUGGUGCCGCUUCGGGAGUUCAGGGUGGUUUGAGGCAGUUCUGUUUCCUUGCAGCCUGGAUUCUGUUUUUCGAUUGCGUGCUGCUCUUUACCUUUUACACCACGAUCCUCUGCAUUAAGCUUGAGAUCACGCGGAUCAGGCGCCACGUCGCCCUCCGCAAGGCUUUGGAGGAGGAUGGAAUCACGCAUCGUGUGGCUGAAGACGUCGCCUCGAAUAACGACUGGCUCCAGUCUGGUUCAAAGACCGAUGGGCCCAGUGACACCAACAUUUUUGGAAGGAAAAUUAAGUCGAGCAACGUCCGUCGCUUCAAGAUCAUAAUGGUUGGAGGCUUCGUCUUGAUCAAUGUGGUCAACCUGUCCGCCAUCCCUUUCCGGAACUCUGCUGCGCAAGGCUCUAGUGUGCCUCUUCUCUCACGGGUCUCUAAUAUUCUGUCACCGACACCGAUUGAUCCUUUCAAGGUUGCUGAGAAUGGUCUCGACUCGAUCUACGUUUCUGCUAAGAGCCAGAUGAUGGAAACGGUGGUGACGGUCAUUCCUCCUGUCAAGUACAAGCUCGAGUAUCCCUCGGUGCACUAUGCUUCUCCCGAAGACGGUCAAUCUUUCGAUAUUGAGUAUACCGAUCAAUUCUUGGAUGCAGUUGGUGGACGGGUAAUCGAGAGCCUGCUGAAGAGCGUCGAAGAUCCGAUCAUUAGCAAGUGGAUUAUUGCUGCCUUGACCCUCAGCAUCAUUUUGAAUGGAUACCUGUUCAAUGCCGCGCGGUGGAGUAUCAGGGAACCCGAGCCCACUCCGGCGGCCCCGAAGGUGGCCCCCGCGGCACCGAAGGUGUAUCCCCAAAUUGACCUCAACAACACCAAAGGCCCCACGAGAAGUACCGAGGAGUGUGAAGUGAUGUUAAAGGAAAAACGUGCCGCCUACUUGACAGAUGAGGAGUUGAUCGAGCUGUCGGUGCGAGGCAAAAUCCCCGGAUAUGCUCUGGAGAAGACGUUGGAAAACGAGGAUCUCAUGAGCCGCGUGGAUGCCUUCACCAGGGCAGUCAAGAUCCGAAGAGCGGUGGUUUCCAGGACCAAGGCCACUUCAGCUACCUCUACCUCGUUGGAAGCCUCCAAGCUCCCGUACAACCACUAUAACUACUCUCUAGUCCACGGUGCCUGUUGCGAGAAUGUAAUCGGCUAUUUACCUUUGCCGCUGGGAGUCGCUGGACCUCUCAUGAUUGACGGUCAAAGCUACUUUAUCCCUAUGGCUACAACGGAAGGUGUCCUAGUCGCUAGCACUAGUCGGGGUGCCAAAGCUAUUAAUGCGGGCGGUGGUGCCGUUACUGUCCUCACGGGCGAUGGCAUGACUCGCGGUCCCUGUGUUGGAUUCCCUACGCUUGCACGAGCUGGCGCCGCCAAGGUCUGGAUCGAUUCCGAGGAAGGGCAGAGCAUCCUGACUGCGGCAUUCAACUCCACUAGCCGAUUUGCCCGCCUUAAGUACAUGAAAACCGCGCUGGCUGGUACCUACUUGUAUAUUCGGUUCAAGACCACCACCGGUGAUGCGAUGGGCAUGAACAUGAUCUCUAAAGGUGUGGAGAAGGCGCUGCAUAUUAUGGCCACCGAGUGUGGCUUUGAGGAUAUGGCGAUCAUCACCAUUUCCGGGAACUACUGCACGGACAAGAAGUCUGCGGCAAUCAACUGGAUCGACGGUCGCGGCAAGUCCGUUGUGGCCGAGGCCAUCAUCCCGCAGGAGAUCGUCCGGAGUGUUCUAAAGAGUAACGUGGAUGCGUUGGUUGAGCUGAACACCAGCAAGAACCUGAUCGGUAGCGCGAUGGCAGGCAGCUUGGGCGGAUUCAACGCGCACGCGUCCAAUAUUGUUACAGCCAUCUUCCUCGCCACGGGCCAGGAUCCCGCGCAGAAUGUUGAGAGUAGCAGCUGCAUCACCACGAUGAGAAAUCUCAAUGGCGACCUUCAGAUUGCGGUAUCGAUGCCUUCGAUUGAGGUUGGCACAAUUGGCGGUGGCACUAUUCUGGAAGGACAAUCCGCCAUGCUGGACAUGCUCGGUGUCCGUGGCUCUCAUCCCACGAACCCGGGCGAGAACGCUCGCAAACUUGCGCGCAUUGUUGGUGCUGCCGUGCUCGCUGGAGAGCUGAGUUUGUGCUCGGCGUUGGCUGCCGGCCACCUUGUCCGGGCACACAUGGCACACAACCGUAGUGCGGCUCCCACUCGGUCAGCGACUCCUGUCUCAGCUGCUGUGGGAGCGGCGCGCGGACUGACGAUGACUGGCUCCAAAUGA
This is a messenger RNA of Aspergillus tanneri, 3423 nucleotides long. RefSeq names its product HMG-CoA reductase (gene hmg1). The transcript has 4 exons. Gene Ontology annotation, molecular function: hydroxymethylglutaryl-CoA reductase (NADPH) activity; protein binding. Gene Ontology annotation, biological process: ergosterol biosynthetic process; isoprenoid biosynthetic process; coenzyme A metabolic process. Bases 1 to 3423 code for a protein of 1140 amino acids. NCBI's taxonomy places the organism in Eukaryota, Fungi, Ascomycota, Eurotiomycetes, Eurotiales, Aspergillaceae. The record is from RefSeq and is a predicted model, not a curated record. Gene Ontology annotation, cellular component: peroxisomal membrane; endoplasmic reticulum membrane.